Loxodonta africana (African savanna elephant) is the source of this 5591-nucleotide messenger RNA. RefSeq names its product transmembrane protein 150A (gene TMEM150A). Gene Ontology annotation, cellular component: plasma membrane. The record is from RefSeq and is a predicted model, not a curated record. Lineage: Eukaryota; Metazoa; Chordata; Mammalia; Proboscidea; Elephantidae. The transcript is spliced from 4 exons. Gene Ontology annotation, biological process: protein localization to plasma membrane. The coding region runs from base 1220 to 2197 and encodes 325 amino acids.
GGGAGGCUGGUGGCCCCGGGCCCCGGGGGACACGCCGGCCGUGGCCCCCUGCCAGAGUCCGGGUCCCCGCGCCCACGCCAGCGGGGGGCCGGGAAGGGCUUCCCGCGUGAACCCGCCCCCUCCCCAGGGUGCGGUGGUUAGGUGGCUGCCUGCGUGCGGGUGCAUCGCUGUCCUGCAGCCCUCCACCGGCUCGGUAUCCCUUCGCAGACUUGCCUUUGCGGGGCCCCCUUGAUUGUCCUAGCUCCAGCCCUUCUCCCAACCCAGGUCCCUUAGGCUAGGGAGGGUGAUCCCUUCCUGAUGUUAUGACCCCGCCUGAGUCUCUGAGCACGCCGGUGGCAUUUGGGUGGACCUUGGAUGCUCCCUUGGAUGCCACAGGGUGUCCACGUUCUGGCCUAGGCUCAGCUCAAAGUUUGGGAACUCAGAGGCUCAGCGGGAUCUCCGGAUCAGGUGUUGACCACCCACCCCCACCCCCACCCCUGCACCCCAGUCUGGUCCAGUCAGGACCGUGCACUUUGACCUGUCUUUUUCCACCAGGCCAGGGCAGCUGAUGGUUGUGGCCAAAGUAUCUUAAGGUAGCGGGGCCUGCCCCCUCUCCCCUACCCACCUCCUGUCCUCCCCCCCCUCCCCACCACCACCCUGGCUCCCUUCCCCCAUGACCGCCUGGAUCCUCCUUCCUGUCAGCCUGUCAGCGUUCUCCAUCACUGGCAUAUGGACUGUGUGAGUAAAAGGGCCAGAGGCAGUGAGGGGGGUUAACUAGGAGGCAAGAUGGACCCAAGCUGAGGAGGGACGGGCCCUAUUCAGGACCCAAUAGGAGCUUGAUGGCACUCACAAAUCCCUUGUCCUCGUUGCAGGCCUCAGGAUGGUAGCCAGGGUGACUCUGGCUAAAGCCAGGCUUGCGCCUGGGCACACAGCACCUUGGAAUAAGGUGACACCACUGCUGACCCCGCAGGGUGGUGCUGACAGUCAUCCUUCUAGCCAGGGCAACUUGCAGGGGGACCAGUCUAUAGCAGAGGCCUCUAGUUGGAGGCCAUGCUGUGGGCUCUGGUGUGGCACCAAGCUGAGUCCCCAACAAGGACAACAAGUCUGACUGGGGUCAGAAAUCCAGGAAGAAGUCAGUGAGGGGAGGCUGGCUCAGGGGAGUGGGGCAGGUGACAGCUCUGCUCCUACAGGUAUGCCAUGGCCGUGAUGAACCGCCACGUGUGUCCUGUGGAGAACUGGUAUGGCGCAGUCUGCAGACAGCCUCACUGUAAAGCUCCCUUCGUCUCUGUUCCCUCUUGGGUCCGGGGGCUGCUGCAAGCCAGAUGGAGACCCUGGGCCUCACUGCCCCUCUCUGACAUUGGCAGUGCCUGUCCCUCCACAGGCAUGGCUUUGUGCCCAUCCACCCACUUCCCACCACCCUCUCCCCUGUGGCUUUUGUUUCAGGUGGGCCCUGGGGAGUUGGCAUGUCUGCCCCCGCAGAGGGAAGCCUGGGAGGGUAUCCUCUGUGAGGCCUGAGGCUACAGGCCAAGGGCCUGGGGGAACUCCCUCCCCCCAGUCUACUCUCUGUCCUGCCUGCCUGCCAGGUCCUACAAUGAGUCCUGCGCUCCUGACCCUGCUGAGCAAGGGGGCCCCAAGACCUGCUGCACCCUGGACGAUGUUCCCCUCAUCAGUGGCUCUGAUCUGCCUCCUACGCUACGGGCAGCUCCUGGAGCGGAGUCGCCACUCCUGGGUUAACACCACAGCCCUCAUCACGGGCUGCACCAACGCAGCAGGCCUCGUGGUAGUCGGCAACUUUCAGGUGGAUCAUGCUAAGUCUCUGCACUACAUCGGAGCCGGUGUGGCCUUCCCAGCAGGGCUGCUCUUUGUCUGCCUGCACUGUGCCCUCUCCUACCAUGGGGCCACUGCACCCCUGGACCUAGCUGUGGCCCACCUGCGAAGUGUGCUGGCUGUCAUUGCCUUUGUCUUCCUGGUUCUCAGUGGGGUCUUCUUUGUCCACGAGAGUUCUCAGCUGCAGCACGGGGCAGCCCUGUGUGAGUGGGUGUUUGUCAUCGACAUCCUCAUUUUCUAUGGCACCUUCAGCUAUGAAUUUGGGGCCAUCUCCUCAGACACACUGGUGGCCGCACUGCAGCCUAACCCUGGCCGGGCCUGCAAGCCCUCAGGAAGCAGUAGCACCUCCACACACCUCAACUGUGCCCCCGAGAGCAUCGCCAUGAUCUGAGAUCUGGGGAGGGUGGCUGGCCCAGCCCCCACGGCUUCCAACCCCACCUUCUUUGCAUUUAAUUUGUACCAAAAACGCUUUCAAGUAUUACGUUGGGUUGCGGGCUUCCUCACUCCUGGAGUGGCCAUCCCACAUCCAUCUGUGCCAGAGAGGAGCAGCCCUGCCGGCUGCCCAACUGCUGCUCUCCCACUGCGGAUGGUUUGUGUUCUAAGAUCACCUAUCUUCACUCGCCCAGCCAGCCCUUCAGGUGCCUUCUACUCCCCAGUUCUGAAGCCAGACCACUGGGGUUCCCUGCUGCAGGAAUUUGGGGCUGGGAAAGGUGAGAGGGAUAAAUAGCUGGUGGGGGGCAGGGGGGCUGUGCAUGGCUUAGUCUGGGAAGGCCCACUUCCGGGCCCACUGAGACACACCGGGAUUCUUCACUCUGCCCCUCACUUCCUUUAGAGUGAAUAACACAGCAGAACCAUGUGGGUAUUUUAGUACUUUUUUUAUAUCUAUUAAAAGAAUUCUAAUUUGCAUAUGUAUAGUCUGUUCUGGAGAAUCAGAGAGGGCCUGAUCCAGCAGGGCUUUCCUUAGACAAGACAGUGGACAGGAGGAAGCCCCACCCAGGGAGAGUCCUGAGUGCCCUCUGCUCUUUGAGCUCUUUGAGCAGGGCAGCUAGGUGCAAACAAAAUUCCUCUCAAGGGCUUGCAGUCUGAAGAACUGACCUGGUCUGAUAAUCUUAUUCACAGUUCCCUUCCCCAUCUCGGAGUGUGGUUUGAACUUUGAUUCUGGGGUGGAGGGUGGGGGAAUGUGUUGAAGGAGCAGCCUUAAAAUGUGAAAAGCUACACAAAGUUCCUGGGAUUCCAAGGUUAACUAAAAAUUGCCAGAGGGGAGGGGGUAUAAGCUGGUUUUUCUUUACCAGCUUUUCAGUAGCUACUGGUGCCAGUUUCUGACCCAUUUUUCCUUCCAACCAUGAACACACAGGCCAAAGCCCUGGUUGGUCCAAUAGCCAGGUUCUUUACUGCCCUGAGUCCAGAUGGGCCAGCAGGCUUGUGAGGGAGGGAAACAAAGCCUGGAGCCUCCUGUGGUUCAGGAACACCUUCCCCAGUAGCAGUAGGACUUGAUGGGGCAGAGCACCCUCCCAGGCCUGUGAGCAAUGCAGCCGAAGGGUGGGUAAAGAGAGCUUUAAUGAGGAUUCAAGGUUCAAGAGGAAGACGUUGGGAGGGCUGGUGCUCAACCACAACUGCCUCAUGUGUACAUGGCUCCAUGGAGGUUCUCGAGUCGGUGCUUCUGCUGCUCCUUUCGAGCCUGAGGGAAAGAGGGCACAAUGGGCAGGGGCCAUCCCUGAAGGCCUGUAAGUGAGGGAAUAGGGCAACUGAAGGCCAUUGGCAUCUGCAUUGCUGAAGUGCUCACCCUUCACCAAGGCCAGAGCCAGGGAUUCUGAGGGCCUACACAGGCCUGCUGAGGUGUGGAAGGAGGCAGCCAUGGGGGCAAAAGGAGUCUACUGGGACCCGCUCCACUUAGCACCAGCCCCUACCUUAUCUCGUCUGUGCUCUUCAUAAGUGUCAUCAUCGGUGGGCAGCUCAUGGCGGCAAAGGGGGCAGGAAUUUGUCUGGGAAAAGCAGGGCAGUGUUCCAGCCUGGGUCUGGCCAAGAUUCCUCCCCUGAUCCCACUUACCACCCCACUCCUUUGGUCACCCAACAGUUCAUAAACAGGACCUGAGAACCGGGCCCAGGGUGGAGUGAGGGCUGGGAGAGGGGAAGCAGUACCUUGCUUAGCCAGGGCAGAAUGCAGUUGGAAUGAAAGAGGUGAUGGCAAGGCAUCUCAAUGGCCGUCUCCUCCUCCUCAAAUUCCAAAAGACACACGGGGCACUUGAGGUCUUUGAGAGGGAGUGCUGAUCAGGAGAGCUGCUGUGGGCCCCACCCCCAGCCCCCACUCCAGAAAGGCACAUCUGGCCUGGGAAACUGAAGAAGCAGAGCAGUCAGCUCUGGGAGGGCCCCAACAGCUUAGGGAGUAUGUCCUCACCAGCCUGAGACCCCCUGAUGGCUGUCCUGGGGAGGCUCUCGACCACAGCCUUGGCAGCAGGUGGAGGCAGGUGGUGAUCCCAAUCUACUACCAACCCCAAGUCUUCAAAGUCCAUCCUAUUGAAAAGCGACCUGAGGAGGCAGAGGACGCAAGAUCAAAACAAGAAAAGCAUACUUCCUCCUUGCCCCAUAAUCCACUGGAUAUUCAUUAUAAAUACCCUGCCCAGCUAGUAGUCGUCAUAGCUACCCCAUAGGAGGUGCACGGUGGAAAAUGGUUUACAGCUGCGAUUUUGUUCCCAUUUUACACAUGAGGCAACAGAUUCAGAGAAGUUACUCAAGGCUACGCAGCAAUGACCUGGUAGACCCAGACUCCAAGACUGCAGUGCCGGCUUCCGGGGUUCAUGUUUCUAACAAGUACACCUACUCACAUCCACCGGGCCCUACCCCGCCCCUCAAGACCCGCCUUCUCGGGUCCAUCCUAGACCCGGCUGCCCUCUACUCCCACCGCGCCCCAGUCUUCCCCAGACAGAAUCCCCUUGCCCAGGCCCGCCCUGCCGAUCCAAAUUAUCCCGGAUCUCGCCGCCCGGACGACACUCCAGAUAAUUUAUCCCGUCCCUGCCCAGAACUGGCUGGCCCAGAGAAUCCGCCUUCUCCAGGCAACCCUAGCCCAGAAUCCUGUACCUGGGUCCUCACGCCCGAGCGCCGACCUCCCAGCCGUGCGCACCCACCUUGCGAGCUCCAGCAGCAUGUUGGUUCGGGCCUCCUGCUCGGGAUCCAAAGGCUCGCAGUCGUGCUCAUCGAAAUAGGAUGCCAUGACUGCCACGCUGACACAGCCCCCGGACCCCUGCUGGACGGCGACGUCGCGGCACCGGCCAAUAAACUGGCGAGUUGAAAGAGAAUGGCCAAUCAGAGCAUCCGGAGGGCGGACACAAUGGCUUGUUAACGGAACAGAAGGCGGAAGUAUUAAUUUGGCUGCCUCUUAUUGGCUCGAGUAAGUCAGGUGACCAAAGACUAAAGCCGUUGGAGGGGCUGGGACUGACCAGAAAACUUCUGUUUUGGAGUCGGAAUGAAGAGUAGAUGUCUGCUUCUGGUCAUGGCCGUAGCGCUUUGAAAAGCGGUCCUCAGUCAGCCCUGAGGCUCAGAGGACCCCGGCAAUGCAGAUGCUGGAGCCCUGACCCUAAGAUUCAAAUCUGCGAUCUAGGUGAGAGCCAGGACUGCUGCCCUGCCCUCGCCCUCGCCCCCGCGCUGCGCUGCUUUCUGGAUGGUUCAGGAGUUUACACUUGAUUCCUCCCUCACCCCCCUAAAAACAAAAAUUUCUUGCAGAUUUCUUAUGUGUUAUUCACAACGGCUGCUAACCAAGGGGUCAGCAGUUCGAAUCCGCCAGGUGCUCU